AUGGAUUACGCGCUUGACCGAUCGGUUUUCCCAAGCGAAAUCUCUGACAGUGCUGUUGCUGGUGGUGGUUUGCGUGCUGAUUUAGGACUUGAAGUCGACCAGAUCCAACCGGCUCAAGUGGGUCGGUUCUAUCUCUCUCUCUCUCUCUCACUGUCGUUCAGUCUAGCGGACAUGAGCACAGAUCGGCUUGACCACGCCCCGCAUCGGACCGGACCGGAUCGGACCGUACCACGUUCGUGGUUGGGAGCACGUCACAUAGAAUUGCACAGCUAA
This is a messenger RNA of Echinostoma caproni, 273 nucleotides long. Lineage: Eukaryota; Metazoa; Platyhelminthes; Trematoda; Plagiorchiida; Echinostomatidae. The record is from the annotation of a GenBank genome assembly.